Molecule: messenger RNA, 1998 nt
Organism: Papaver somniferum (opium poppy)
Lineage: Eukaryota; Viridiplantae; Streptophyta; Magnoliopsida; Ranunculales; Papaveraceae
Exons: 4
Coding region: 1-1998 (665 amino acids)
Biological process (GO): telomere maintenance; DNA repair
Molecular function (GO): DNA helicase activity
Source: RefSeq, a predicted model, not a curated record
AUGACAGCUAAUCCUAAUUGGCCGGAAAUAAGAAAUGCACUUUUUCCACGUCAAACUACAGUUGAUCAUCCUGAUCUGGUGGCUCGUGUUUUUGAGCUUAAAAGAAAAGCUCUGAGGAAAGAAAUAAAGAAAAAAAAGGUUUUCGGUACAGUUGUUGCCCAUGUUUAUACCAUCGAGUUUCAGAAACGAGGAUUACCGCACAUGUAUUGUCUUAUAUUUUUAAAAGAUUCCGAAAAAAUUCGUACGUCAGACAUGGUUGAUAAAUUUGUUUCUGCUGAAUUUCCGGAUGAGAAAAAUGACCCCAUACUAUUUGACACGGUCAGCAAGUGUAUGGUUCACGGUCCAUCUGGAGAUCGAGAUCCGGGUGCACCGUGUAUGGAAAAAGGAAAAUGUACCAAAGGAUAUCCAAAGAAUUACACAGACACAACAACUUUGGAUGAGGGUGGGUAUCCAAGUUAUCGUCGGCGUCGGGAUGGAAGAGAAGUAACGUUGAGGUCUGCUGAGGUCAUUGCCGGGCCGUAUGGCUUUUUAUUGGAGUACCAGUUACAUGAAGAGAAUCCGAGUGUACAGCGGUUAUACGUGCAUCUACCAAAUAAGCAACGAGUUGUGUAUAAUUCAAAGCGACCAAUGAGCUCUAUUAUACAGACAGCACAGGAACAUAAGACCACUUUGAUGGGUUAUUUUAAGUAUUAUGCUAAAAAUCCAACAGCUCCGACCUAUACUUAUCAAGAGUUCCCGCAGCACUUUGUAUGGAAAAAAGAAACUAAAGAGUGGAAAAUCAGACAACAAGGUUUUUCAAUUGGAAGAAUGUAUUUUGUUAGCCCUAAUGCUGGCGAGUUGUACUACUUAUGUAUGUUACUCAUAAAUGUAAGAGGUGCCCAGUCUUUUGACGGGUUAAGGACUGUAACUAAUGGAGAAGCGUGCACGGUUCAUGAUACGUUCAAAGAGGCAUGCAUUGCACUGGGAAUAUUAGCAAAUGAUGGAGAAUCGGAAAAAUGCCUUCAAGAAGCGGUGGUUAUGCAAACUGGAAAUCAGCUGAGGAAACUGUUCUGCAUUAUCCUAUCAGAAGGCAAUCCAACAAAACCGAAGCUUUUAUGGGAGAAAUAUGGAAUGAACAUAUGUGAUGAUCUUCAACAUAGAUUACGAUCGAUGUUUAAUAUCCCAAAUCCAACUGAUGAACAUGCUAUGGAUUACGGAUUAUACCUGUUGGAUCAACUGCUUCGACAAUCUGGAAAAAAACUAGAGAACUAUAAGUCAAUGCCACGACCAAGACAUGAUUGGGGUCAAAUAGUGGGUAACAGAUAUAUUUGGGACCAUCAACAACUUCAAUUUGCAGUAAGGGAAUCUGUGCUCAAUACGGAUAUUGAAAGAUUGAAUGUCGAACAACUGACGGCGUACAAUACAAUAGUGGAUUCUGUGAAUAACCGCGAUGCAAGAAGUUGUCGUAGAGAUGGAAACAUAGUUUUAACUGUUGCUUCAUCGGGUAUUGCUUCAUUACUUCUUGAUGGAGGUCGCACAGCCCAUUCGAAUUUCAAGAUACCAUUUAAUGUCCAAGAAGAUAGUAAUAUUGGGAUUAGUAAGGACUCCGAGUACGCCCAACUACUUAAAGAAGUCAGAUUGGUCAUAUGGGAUGAAGUUUCAAUGCAACAUAGAUUUUUUAUGGAGGCGGUUGACCGUCUACUACGAGAUAUUCGUAGUGAUGACAAACAUUUUGGAGGUGUAACAGUUGUUUUGGGUGGAGAUUUUCGACAGACUUUACCGGUGGUCUCAAACGCAGGUCGUGAACAAACUGUUGGAGCAUCUAUAAGAAGUUCAUUUCUUUGGGAUUAUAUUAAUGUCUUGACACUAAACCAAAAUAUGCGAUUGGAACAACAACCAAAAAAUUUGGAAUUUGCUAACUUCUUACUAGAGAUCGGGAUGAACCCUAAAGAAGUUGUUAACCUACCAUCGACAAUGAACAAAUGUCAAAACAUGCAUGAGAUGAUAUCUUCAGUGUAG